UGCAAAAGACUCGAAACUAAUAAUCAUUGAUGUAUGGUUCGAAUCUGAACACGUAAACGCAGAGAACGCAGAAGGGCUUCUCCUCUUUGAUGUAUGGUCUAUUAGGAAAUGGAAUCUACUGAUUCUACUCACAGCUCUCUGGUAUCAAGAUAUUGCAUGGUGGGCAUACUAGGCCACACGCUAUGUGCCGUGGUUAGACCAUUCGUGGGCUUCAUUGAAGCCCAAAUCAUCAGCUUAGCGCUCUGCUUUGGUCGGCAGCAUCGACGCGACUGCUUUCGUUACACCUUUGAUGACAUCGUCCGUCUCGCUAAUACAACUCUUUUUACUAUCAAUGAAAUUGAGGCGUUGCGGGAGUUGUACAAAAAGUUGAGUAAUCUUGUCAUUGAUGAUGGUCUCAUACACAAGGAAGAGCUCCAAGUGGCACUAUUGAGAACUCCAGCAGGCGAGAAUCUUUUCCUGGACAGGGUAUUUGAUCUUUUUGAUGAAAAGAAAGAUGGAGUCAUUGAGUUUGAGGAGUUUGUUCGUGGACUCAGUGUUUUCCAUCCUCGUGCUCCUGUGGAGGACAAAACCGAUUUUGCAUUUAGGUUGUAUGAUUUGAGACAGACUGGAUAUAUCGAAAAGGAGGAAGUUAGGCAGAUGGUAGUUGCCAUUCUUUCAGAAUCCGGUAUACAGCUGUCAGAUGAAGUUCUUGAUACUAUCAUUGAUAAGACAUUCACUGAUGCAGAUGCUGAUAAGGAUGGCAAGAUUAACAAGGAAGAAUGGAAGGAUUUCGUAGUUCGGCACCCAACACUUCUGAAGAACAUGACGCUUCCUUAUUUACAGGAUAUCACAGCAGUGUUUCCAAGUUUUAUUUUCAACACCGAAGUUGAUGACUGAACAAUUUUGGCAACACUACAGUCUACAGCGAGGCAAAAAUGUUGAAAACUGAAAGAGAAAAGCUUCUGCUGCAUCAGGGACUACUGUUUCUAUCUUCUAUUAGUGUCAGAUUGGUUUUGUCUAUACUGCCUCAAGGGUCGCUCACUCCAAACCGAUACAGACACGAGGCUGGCCAAACCCAAUGCAUCAUCAUCUGUCAAUGAUCAAUCCAUGAUUUCCAAUAGAAACUUCAUUGGCAACAAAUAUCCCUAUUCUUUCAUACGUAUUCAUCAAAAUACUCACUUUUGUUUAGCAUGUGGUCUGUAUAAACGUUUUUUUUUUUACUUUUUGGCUUCUCUCUCUCUCUCUCUCUCUCUCUGUUUUGAAAUGUGUUGUAUGUAUUGUUACUCGCUAGUCACAAAGUCGAAGAAGCCACUACCUAGACAGCGAAGGUUUUGUCAUAACUGAUUUUUUUUUUUCUUUCUCGGCCAAGAAGCCA
Molecule: messenger RNA, 1354 nt
Organism: Juglans regia (Persian walnut)
Lineage: Eukaryota; Viridiplantae; Streptophyta; Magnoliopsida; Fagales; Juglandaceae
Product: calcineurin B-like protein 9
Exons: 9
Coding region: 109-876 (255 amino acids)
Biological process (GO): calcium-mediated signaling
Molecular function (GO): kinase binding; calcium ion binding
Source: RefSeq, a predicted model, not a curated record